UUGAUGCUAAUUUAAAGAGACAUGCUUUUUAAUUGCCUCAUUCUGCAUAUUUCUUUUUUGUAUGUGGUGGCUCAACCUGCAGCACCGUUUUAUAUCAAAGCUUUUGCAUAAUGGGUUUAGUUCUUUAUACUUCAUUUCUGUAGUGUGGAUAUAAAUCCUGUUUACAUCUGGAAAGCUUUUUUUUGUGUGUGUAUAUAUUUACAAUUUUUAUUUUCACGAGUCAUAUUUUAUUUAGCUACAAUUUCUCUUUAAUAAACCAACACCAGAACUAAAGAAAAGCAAAAGACAAAAAAGAAAAAGAAAAAAAAAGAAAAAUAUUCAGGACAUUUCCAUAUUAUUUUAGGCAUAGUGUGACGUUGCCCUUGGUUUCUCCUUCCUCUCACUCAGUUAUUUGUCCUCCCGGCCAUUUACGGAGCUGUGGUCAUGGUCAUGGCUUGCCGCUCUGACCUACAUCAGCUGGCGGCUUUCAUUUAUGGGGCAGGGCUCGCCGGCCUCUUCAGCGUCUCCACUUUCUUCCAUAUUGUCUUCUAUCUCGGAUAUUACAAAAAACUUAAAGAAGUUCUCCACCGCAGUGAUAGAGCUAUGAUCUAUAUUUUUAUUGCUACCUCAUACACCCCAUGGCUGCUAUUGCGACCCAUGCCGCUGGAUUCGUGGACUCUGCAUUUAAGGUGGGGGAUAUGGGUUCUGGCAGUUCUUGGAAUCUUGUACCAGCAGCUCUUCCACGAGAGGUUUAAGAUGCUGGAGACUGUAUUCUAUCUCAUCAUCGGCAUCCUUCCCUCCCUGGCAGUCAUGGAUAUGGAAGAUGCUUCUGGCCUAGAAGAGCUCAAGUUGGGGGGAGCUAUCUACGUCCUGGGCGUGAUCUUCUUUAAGCUGGAUGGCCGCAUUCCUCUGGCACAUGCCAUAUGGCAUCUCUUUGUGGUCCUGGCAGCCUUUAUCCAUUACUAUGCUGUCCUCACCUACCUGAUUCUUCCUUCAGCAUCUGAGAGCACCCCCUCAGCUGUGGGGAUAGUGGGGGGAGUUGAAGGCAGGGCACCUGAGACAUGUGAUGCAUCUUUGCCUGAGUGCUCUAGCUUGUAGGAUGGGUAUGCUCCCAGUGCAGGUUGGUUGAAGCGAUUGUUGGGUGGGCCAAAAGUCAAGUAUUAUUAUUCCUCAGGUGACACUUUUCGAUACUGGCUUUGGGGGUUUUCUAUAUGCUGUGAGACAGGUGGGUGCAAGUGUCAGCUUUUUCUCAGGAGAGCUGCUAACUUUUCUGAUAGCCAUGAAGGAAGGAAGAGCAGAGUGUCAUACUACUAGGACUAGCAUUGUUGUUCUGUUAUGGGAUCAUGAUUAUUUUGUUUUUUCCUUAAUACCUUUAUUUAUUUUUAUUUUUUUCAAGCAUUAUCAUGGAUACCUUGUCUGUUUGUUUUAGAAUAUGAGCUGUAUACUCCAUGAAUCAAGUAUUGAUUAUCAGGAAUAUUAGAGUAUUGAGCUUGGAGUCACACAAGUUUACUCAGAAGCAGUGGUGCUUGUGCACAUGAAAGCACACAAAUAUUAUGAAUGGAAAUAGAGUACAUGUAUGGAUAUUAUCUCUGCCUUUGUGUGCAAACCAUGUUAAUAUGGGAUAAGUUGAAGUUGAAAUUUGUCAGUAUUCUACUUUGCUGUCCACCUACAGCAAUUCCUGAGUCUGCAAAGGCAAGAGAACAGUAUAUUUGUAUUAAAACAAAGCAGUUGCUCAUGAUCUUUUGCAAUCACAAUGACUAACCCACAGUUAAUACUACAUGUAGAAGAGAUAUGUUCGAGUUUCAUUUUAUAAUGCUAGCAAAAUAACAGUGAAUGGCAGUUAUCACACACUCAUGUUGUAUUAUGAGAGAAACUAGUAGAUUAUAAUGUAGAAUAUACCUAGCAUAAUGCAGGAAAUUGCAAAAACAUGACUGAUUGCUUCUCAUGUCCUUGGAGGUUAAGCAGAAUAUAGGAGACUAAUUAUGGUUUUCAGGGACAGACAAGAAUACCCACAUCCAAUUCCAAAAACACCCUUGUAAUGGAUUGAGCUAUCCCUAGUUCCUGAUCUGCUGCCUAAAAAUUUCUCAAGGGUUUAAAGGUUCUUUUUCCUUGAAAGGCGAGAAAGAUUAAAGGGAAUGCUGUAGAAAAUCACUGCUUGUGAUGUAGCCUACUGAUUUUCAUUACUUCUGUGAUGCAUUGAUCAAAGAUGACUUUACUAUAAGCUGUUGAAUGUGUCGUGACAAUAAUGUUCAAGGUUAUUUCAUGGUUACUGAAUGAUAUUGCAUUUCUCUUCUAUUUUAUUACAAGCUCUCUAAAGUGCCAUAAGUUGUUCCCAAGUUGUUGCUCUUUAACGGUUGCAAUUUGUCAUGUGUUAGUUUAUUUGAGCGUCAGGUAUUU
Messenger RNA from Penaeus vannamei (Pacific white shrimp), 2376 nucleotides. Lineage: Eukaryota; Metazoa; Arthropoda; Malacostraca; Decapoda; Penaeidae. The record is from RefSeq and is a predicted model, not a curated record.